Molecule: messenger RNA, 1950 nt
Organism: Mangifera indica (mango)
Lineage: Eukaryota; Viridiplantae; Streptophyta; Magnoliopsida; Sapindales; Anacardiaceae
Product: protein SUPPRESSOR OF npr1-1, CONSTITUTIVE 1-like
Exons: 5
Coding region: 1-1950 (649 amino acids)
Biological process (GO): signal transduction; defense response
Molecular function (GO): ADP binding
Source: RefSeq, a predicted model, not a curated record
AUGGCUUCCUCUUCUUCUUCCAUUACUCCUGAACUAGAGCAUGAGGUUUUCCUUAGUUUCCGCUGUGAGGACACCCCACGAAACUUUACCAGCCAUCUAGAUGAAGCCUUUCGUCAGAAAAAUAUCAAAACUUUCAUUGAUGAUAAGCUUAAUAGAGGAGAAGAAAUUUCUCCCUCUCUUCUGAAGGCAAUUGAACAUUCGAAGAUCUCGGUUAUCAUUUUCUCUAAAGGCUACGCUUCCUCCAGUUGGUGUCCCAAAGAACUUGAGGAGAUUAUUAAAUGUAAGAACACGCAUGAUCAGAUCGUAAUACCAGUCUUCUAUGACGUAGAUCCAUCUGAUGUCAGGAAUCAAAUUGGGGAUUUUGGGAAAGCAUUUGCUGAGCUUGAAAAGCGUUUUAUGAGUGAUUCAGAGAUGUUGCAGAGAUGGAGGACUGCUUUGAGGGAUGCAGCCAACCUAUCUGGUUAUGAUUCAAAGAACUCUAGGAAUGAGGCAACGCUGGUAAAAGAUGUUGUCAAUGAUGUAUGGAGGAAAUUGGAUUACAACUCCUCAGUUGUUCCUUCCAAGGACCUAGUUGGACUAGAGUCAUCAAUUGAAGAGAUUGAAAAUUUAUUAUGUUCAAAAAGUGUUUGCAAGCUAGGAAUUUGGGGUAUCGGGGGCAUAGAAAAAACUACUCUUGCUGGGGAUGAACAUCUCAAUCAUGGAUUCACCUUUAGAAGAAAAAGUUUCAUUAGCAGAAGAAAAGUUCUCAUUGUGUUUGAUGAUGUAAAGAAGUUAGAACAAAUAAAAUGUUUAAUGGGAGUUUUUGGCAACUUCGAUUCAGAUAGUCGAAUCAUUAUAACGACAAAGGAUAAACAUGUGCUAAGGAAUUAUGAAGUGGAUCACAUUCAUGAGAUGACAAGGUUAUCUUCUCAUAAUGCUCUUCAACUUUUUGCCUUACAUGCCUUUAAAGGAAACCCUCCAACAGAAGAUUAUAACGAGUUAUCAUCUAUAGUAGUAGCUUAUACUAAAUGUGUUCCACUAGCUCUUAAAGUUCUUGGUUCCUUUCUAUUCAAGAGGACGAAGAGAGAAUGGGAAAGUGCACUAAAAAACUUAAGAACAAGUCUUUAUGUGGAUGUCCACAAGGUGUUAAAAAUAAGUUAUGACAGAUUAAAUGAUAAAGAGAAGGCUGCAUUUUUAGAUAUUGCAUGUUUCUUUAAAGGAUAUAAAAGAGAUCUCAUAGAAGCAAUCCUAAAUGCUCGUGACUUUGACUCUCAUAUUUCUAUACAUCUUCUCAUUGAAAGGUGUCUCAUAACUACAUCAUUUGACACCAUAAGAAUGCAUGAUUUACUUGUAGAAAUGGGUAGGGAAAUUGUUCGGCAAGAAUCAAUUGAUGAUCCUGGUAAACAUAGUCGGUUGUGGGAUCCUAAUGCAAUCUUUUUAGUAUUGAAGUAUAAUAUGAGAGCUAGAGCAAUUCGAAGUAUAUGCUUGGAUAUGUUUGAAGUAGAAGAGUUGCAUUUAAAUCCUAAAGCUUUCAACAACAUGCAAAACCUAAGAUUCUUGAAAAUUUAUGAGUUCAAACAUGGAAAGAAGAAAUUUGUUAAUUUGAAACAUAUUGACAUCAGUCACUCUAAACGUCUAUGUAGUAUACCAGAUUUAUCACUUAUGCCAAAUCUUGAGAGCUUGAAGCUUGAAGAUUAUACAAAUUUGCUUGAGAGUUUCUCAUCUAUCUGUAAUCUCCAUAAACUUGUUAUCCUGAAUCUACAAGGAUGCAAAAGCUUUGAUAAUCUUCCAAUUAGUUCUAAUUGUCAAUCUCUUCGAGUUGUUAAUCUCUCUAAUUGCUCAAAUCUCAAAGAAGUUUUAUAUCUCCCUAAUACAGUUGAAGAAUUAUAUCUAGAUGGAACUGUCAUUAAAGAAUUUCCAUCAAUAGGGCAUUUAUUUAGACUAGUAACAUUGAGUCUUAGAAAAUGUUAA